AUGUAUGAAGUAGAAGAGAUGACAGCACUCAGAUUUUCUACUUCACGGUCUUGUAAUUCAUCGUCUUUUAAUUUGAUGUGUAGUCUUUGCACGGGGAGUAGAGGUGGUGCCACUUUUUUGCAGACACGAAACCCAACGUCCUUGUGCUUACGCAAAAAAACCAGACUCGGGCGAGGGCGUGCUUUUGUUUUUACGGAUAUUGUUAUUAGACACCACAGGGGAGAGCAGCAGCAGCACCACCAAUUCCUCCAUCAGACUACCACUCUCGAAGAACGAGCGCGAGCGGCUGACCUGGCAGCUAACUUCCCUUCGAGUCUUGUUCGCAUCUGGCAUCAUCUACUUUCUACUCUUGCUGCUGUGCUACGCCGUCGCCGUGGGACAAAGAGAAAGGCAAAAAGACGAGCGGACCACGAGGAAAACUACUAG
Messenger RNA from Amoebophrya sp. A25, 426 nucleotides. NCBI's taxonomy places the organism in Eukaryota, Dinophyceae, Syndiniales, Amoebophryaceae. The record is from the annotation of a GenBank genome assembly.